GGAGGAGGAUGAAGAGGAGGCGGGGCCAGGCGAGUGAGAUAGUGAUGCUCUCAGCAGGUGCCAACAAGUGAGAGGUAGCCCCGACUGGAGAUGAAGAGUCACUGAGCACAGAAGACGUCCUCACAUACACCCACUUAGACGUCGGUGCGCAACAAACAGCCAGUGUGUUUUCAAGUCCUCCUGCUUGAGCUCUUCAACUCUGCAGCCAUGUUGCUUCGUCCCAUGCUGCUUGGAACCGCCCUACUAAUCCUGGCCCCCAUGGCGACCCUCGAGGCUCGCGCUCUUCACCCUUCUUCUGAUAGCGCUCAGUUAAUGGAGCAGCUCCUUGAUCGCUAUAAUGACCUGCUGACCAUGGACGACCUGGAGAACCUUCUGAGCAGCCCUGCAGAGGAGCAGUCCACCUUAUCCUCCGGGGCCAAAGCGUCCGAGUUUCCCGCCAAAUGGGCCGAAGUCCCGCCGGAGACGCCCUGGCUCCGCCUCCUCCGGGGGGCCCUGGCCAAUCAGAAGCCGGCUGAGUCAGAGCGCUCACGAAGGGGAUGGAACCGAGGCUGCUUUGGCCUUAAACUGGACAGGAUCGGGUCGAUGAGUGGAUUGGGUUGUUAGUUAACAGACUGGUGUCAUCUGUUUGGGAUGAUGAGGAUGUAAAGGAAGUUGUUGUUGUGUUAGCAGCUUUCAGCACUUUUGUAGUUGUUUCAUAGUUCAGCUGUAGUAUUGAAACUAUUGUAUUAGAAUAUGUCACUUAUUUUUUACAUCAAGCAGUAUUUUUUACCCCAUUGGCGAGCUUGUGUUUCUAGUAAAUUAGGUUUAGCAAGCUUUAGUCAAAUGUAAUGCCCGGUGUUGUGAUGUGUUGUGUGAUGUGCCAAGUACAAGUUGUGUAGUUUUAAAAACAAAACAAAACAAAAAAAAGUUUACAGCCCAUCCCGUCCACACCAACUGCCUUUUGUUUACUUAUGAUUUGCACAAAUAAACAGAUUUCGCCUUA
Messenger RNA from Phyllopteryx taeniolatus (common seadragon), 982 nucleotides. RefSeq names its product natriuretic peptide C-like (gene nppcl). NCBI's taxonomy places the organism in Eukaryota, Metazoa, Chordata, Actinopteri, Syngnathiformes, Syngnathidae. Gene Ontology annotation, cellular component: extracellular region. Bases 208 to 603 code for a protein of 131 amino acids. Gene Ontology annotation, biological process: receptor guanylyl cyclase signaling pathway; cGMP biosynthetic process. The transcript has 3 exons. Gene Ontology annotation, molecular function: hormone receptor binding; hormone activity. The record is from RefSeq and is a predicted model, not a curated record.